AUGUUGCCUCUAGUACAGAUGCACCGUAUGGUGCAACAACCGCCAAACUUCGAACCUCUCUUGACACUUCAGCAACAGCAACAACAGCAACAACAGCAACAACAGCAACAGCAGCAGCAACAGCAGCAACAGCAGCAGCAAAACCAUCUGCAAUGUCAACAUAACCAUUACCACCUCCAUCAAGCCGACGCCUAUCCUCAUGACCAUCACCUACACUGUUUGCCCGCCGAGCCCGCGAAUCCCGUGUACCCCGAAGGCAAAGCUCCGAUUUCGAUCCGUACUUCAUACCCGAGUCAACCGUUCCAUCAGCAACCCGCAACUGCUGCUGUCCAGUCUCACAUUUCCGACGGGCCCGAGCACCAGUUGCGACGCAAGACGCCGAACGGCACCAUUGACGCGGGCUAUGAUGGCUCUCCCACCCACUUCGCCUCCGGGCCACCCCCCCUAAAGCAGAUGAUAUUGUCCACCGCACCAACGGCCCACAGCGCGAAUCGCCAUCCCAGGCUGGCACAGGCAGCUCACACUCGCGUUCCCUUGAGUGCCAUACGGAAUCGGAUGAGUGAAGGCUUCGAUACGGUGCCUCCAGCCCUGCAGCCAUGGGCAGUAGGGCAGGAAAUGCCACGUCAGUUAUUCCUUACCGGUACUUCUUCCGGACCUUACGCUAUCUCGGAUGCUUCACGAUAUGGAUUCAAUACGCCGGAUAAUUCUGCGUUUCUCGGGUCUCCUUCCCAGCUUCGCCUAGGGCCUGGGGCGUUUAGUGCGGAAUCUCACUUUCCCGGGACCUUUCCUGCAGAUGAUGCCGGCGCCAUCGCACCUGAACUUUUGCAGUCUGUAAACCCUUGGUUCCCUACGUAUCAGCGGGGGCAGAGUUAUGUUGGCCCGCCAAUGCAUCAUACACCAUCGCCAUCACCGUCAAUGUACGAUCAUCGCUUCUCUAAUUUGCGGAAUCAGAUGCUCGGGCCAUCAUCUGGCUUCACUCCGCCGGAUCCCUACACUCGCCUUGGGACGUACGGUUCAUUCCUUCCACAGCAGGCGCAAUUCAAUCUAGAGGCUCUUACUCUAGAAUCGUAUCAAGUCGAUGGGACCGGCGGUGUACCUAACAAGCUAAGCCCGUCAGGAGGAUUCAGAGAAAAAGUACUUGCUCAAGCACAUCGGAGUUACGUCGACUUGCUGGCGUAUCUUCAUCAUGGUCGCAGAACUCAGCAGCUCAGGCCUGGCUCGGUCUUGAGCACUACGUCAAGAAUGGUGGUGUAUCCCAAACCGCCUAAACAGCCAAUUAUCACUUUGGCCCCAGACCUUUUCUUUCCCGGAGACGCCGUCAUGGUAGCCAACGCUAAUCUGAAAAGCAAUCAUGUAAACAUGCUGUUUGGGCCUUUGGGAAACAGAACCUCACUCUCAGCUCAACCAUUCGGAUGGGAUCCCGAUGUUGCGGAGUUCAGGUUUGGCGCCUUUCCUGUCGUUUGCUCAAGUGGCUCGUCCCCCAGUCAUCUUGCGAGGGGCUCACCUCUUGCAAAUGCCAAGAGCUCACUGGAAAUCCUAAGCCACUUAUGUGAACAAAGUGGCUGGAAGUGGAUUGACGGCAUCCUACUUGGAGGCUGCCUGCAUUAUGGCUUGGAGCACUUCGAGGAGGCCCUUGAGUGGUUUACCCGAAUUACUUCAUUAGAACCCUGUAAUGUGGAAGCUGUUUCCAACAUGGCAGCCACCCUCUACUGCCUCAACAGACAAGAUGAGGCCGAAAAAUGCUGGCUCGCGGCCAUCAAAACUCGACCUCAAUAUCUCGAAGCAGUAGAGCAUUUGGUUGGUCUUCUUUAUAAGAAGAAAAGUUCCAAUGCCGUCGAGGUUAUCAGCUUCAUGCAGAAGGCCUUGAGGCUGUCAGUGGAUCCAGUGGAGCACGUUGGAUACAGCUCUUCUACCUUGCAAGCAGACACACCGACCGACCUGGCGUCGAACUUGUUGAAUGACAACCGGUCUCAGCCUGGAUUCGGCUCGAGUGGUUACGCCAUUCCGGGCACCGAAAACGGUCGCAUCCUCGCCCUUGUCCAUGCCAAGGGGACCAUGCUAUACAGCCUGAAAGACAUCGCAGGAGCAUCCAAAGCCUUUGAAGAAGCCGUGCUGAUAAGCACAGGCAGACGAACGACGUCAGUCCAGACCCUAGUCCAGCAUAUUCAACAGGUCCUCGCGCCGAAUAGCGGUAUCCAGGGCGCCACCGACCCAGCAACACCGGCUCGCCCUUUGUUACUCGCUCCCGAGAAGGCGAGGCGCACUGCGAAACUGGUCUUCUCCAAUAACGGCGACCUCCCGGGCCUGCGAUUUGUGCCCGAGGGCGGUCCCAAAAGGGCCGCGAUCCAAACUACGAGCAACUCGCUGCUGUCGCUUGCCAAGAUCUUCCAGGAUGCCAUGUCGUCAGGGCCCCUGGCCACAGGCGUUGCCAGGAAGUCGGCCGGUGUUGGCGAUAUCCUGUGUCUCUAUUAUUUGUCGUUGUCCUUGCAGGAAAGCCCGUCUACAGCCAACAACGUGGGUAUCCUUCUCGCCAGCGUCCAACAACCCGCGACCGCCAACUCAUCUGGGAUGUCAUCGUCCCUGCCCAACAUUCCCGGCAUCCUGCCUGGCAGCGGCCUUGCUCUGGCCCUUGCGUACUACAACUAUGGUCUCACACUCGAUCCCAAGCAUGUUCAUCUACACACGAAUCUGGGCAGUCUUCUCAAGGAUAUCGGACAGUUGGAUCUUGCGAUUCAAAUGUACGAGCAGGCUGUGCAGUGCGAUGGCAACUUCGACAUUGCUUUGACAAAUCUCGCCAAUGCCGUGAAAGAUCGUGGACGUAUCAGCGACGCCAUUGCUUACUACAAACGGGCCGUUCGCUCCAAUCCCGAAUUUGCCGAAGCAGUAUGUGGGCUUUCCACGGCCUUGAAUUCAGUGUGCGACUGGAGGGGCCGCGGUGGUGCAUUGUUGCAGGGAGGCGGUUACGACCGCUGGCAUGUCGGCGAUGACGGCAUGAUAUUUGAUGCUACAAAAUAUGAUCAGGGAUCCGGUCUCACAAAAAAGGUUACUGACAUUGUGUCUCGCCAGCUCGCUGAUGCAUCGACCUGGGGAUUGGGAGUACUGCAAAAGAGUUACAUUGCGGUUUUGGCUGCACAACUUCGCAGAGCCGCCGGGCAGUCGGAAAACGCAGGCACUGACUUUGAUCUCAAGUUACGAAGCUGGUCCCAAACCCCCUGGGAAGGAUCGCGCUUGUUAAGACUUGUGGAGCGGGCUACGCGGGCGUCAAUGAGGCAGUGGUACUGUGACAAGUAUAUUCGUGGAUUGAAGACGACGUCCAAGUACGAACGGCCUCAGCUGCCGUCAAACCUCACGGUGCCGUCUGCCCCAACUGUUCUGCCUUUUCACACCUUCACGUGUCCUCUGACGGCCAAGGACAUACGCAUGAUAUCGCAGCGCAAUGCCCUUAGAAUUUCUUGCUCAACACUCCGCUCUGCAUGGCUGCCCAGUACGGUCUAUCCGCCACCCCCGCCGCCGUCGCCCUGUUUAAAUGUUGGCUACGUGUCCUCGGAUUUCAACAACCACCCCUUGGCUCACCUGAUGCAGUCUGUUUUUGGAUUUCAUGACCGGACUCGUAUUAUGGCAUUCUGCUACGCCACAACAGCUAGCGACAAAUCAGUUCAUCGAUUGCAAAUCGAGCGAGAGGCACCAGUGUUCCGCGAUGCAAGCACCUGGACUUCGGACAAGCUGGUUGAACAAAUUGUGCAAGACAACAUUCACAUUCUUGUCAACCUCAACGGCUACACUAGGGGUGCUCGAAACGAAAUCUUCGCUGCGAGACCGGCCCCGAUUCAGAUGUCUUUCAUGGGAUUUGCCGGUACUCUGGGCGCCGAAUGGUGUGACUAUUUGCUUGCCGACACCACUGCCAUCCCGCCGGAGACUUUGCGACCUUGGCGCGGCAACCUCGCCGUCAGUGAUGUGUUUGAGGACAAGACUGAAGAAGGUGAAGGAGACUGGAUAUACUCCGAGAACAUCAUCUACUGUAAAGAUACGUUCUUCUGCUGUGAUCACGCACAAUCAAGCGACCCCGAUGAGCACAAGGUGUCGUGGCAAGAUGAGCAGCAACGGCGUUGGAAGAUGCGCAAAGAGCUGUUUCCCGACUUGCCCGACGAUACUAUCAUUAUGGGAAAUUUCAAUCAGCUUUACAAGAUUGAUCCCACGACGUUUCGCACGUGGCUGCGGAUCCUUUCAAAGGUGGACAAGUCCAUUCUGUGGCUUUUGAGAUUUCCUGAGCUUGGAGAGACCAACCUUAGGAGAACAGCCAAAGCCUGGGCAGGAGAAGAGGUUGCCAGACGGAUCAUCUUUACCGACGUGGCGCCUAAGAACCAGCAUAUAUCGCGAGCCCGGGUCUGCGACCUGUUCCUCGACACCCCCGAAUGCAACGCACACACCACGGCUGCGGAUAUUUUAUGGUCCAGCACUCCACUUCUGACCCUACCUCGAUAUCCCUACAAGAUGUGCUCUCGUAUGGCAGCAUCCAUAUUAAAGGGCGCAUUACCUAAUGACGCCGAGGGGUUGAGGGCAGCAAAAGAUCUCAUCGCUGGCAGCGAAGACGAGUACGAAGAGUUCGCUGUCCGCCUGGCAAAGGGCCUGUCAUACUGCAUUAGCCCGGGCGGCUAUGGAGAGGGUCAUGGUCGUCUAGCAACCUUGCGAAAGUUGCUCUGGGAUAGCAAGUGGACUUGCGCCCUUUUUGACACCAGACGUUGGGUGGCUGACUUGGAAAGCGCCUAUAAUGAGGCUUGGCGACGCUGGGUGGCAGGUGAAGACGGAGACAUUUAUUUGUAG
Molecule: messenger RNA, 4821 nt
Organism: Colletotrichum higginsianum IMI 349063
Lineage: Eukaryota; Fungi; Ascomycota; Sordariomycetes; Glomerellales; Glomerellaceae
Product: tetratricopeptide
Exons: 4
Coding region: 1-4821 (1606 amino acids)
Biological process (GO): protein O-linked glycosylation
Molecular function (GO): protein binding; glycosyltransferase activity
Source: RefSeq, a predicted model, not a curated record